Messenger RNA from Varanus komodoensis (Komodo dragon), 7216 nucleotides. It is a transcript of the gene VOPP1, whose product is annotated as VOPP1 WW domain binding protein. The record is from RefSeq and is a predicted model, not a curated record. Bases 2429 to 2923 code for a protein of 164 amino acids. NCBI's taxonomy places the organism in Eukaryota, Metazoa, Chordata, Lepidosauria, Squamata, Varanidae. The transcript has 4 exons. Gene Ontology annotation, cellular component: cytoplasmic vesicle membrane.
AUGAAUAUUCAUUCUUAGUCUAGAAUGCUUGCAAAACAUAUAGAGUAGAAAUGCUAGACAGAGGCUCUAGAAUGAAAGAAUGAAACAUACAAAGCACGUGAGUGAGUGAAUGAGUGUGUGAGUAUGUGUGUGCAUGAAAAAUAUAGGGGCUGUAUUUGUUUGAAAUUUGAGCAAAGACUUCAACACAGGAAAUAAAUGGAAAACUGUGACAUUGUGAUGUAUUUCUUGAAAUUGGGAUUCCCUACUUGAUUCACUAGCUGAGUAAGUUUUUAUAUCAUCUCCCAAUUUUUUAAACCCACUUCUGUUUGGUUGUUUUGGAGACUUUCAAUUGCACACUGUACAUGCCUUUGCAACUGUACACAAUUACUUAAAAGGGUCCUUUUGCAAGAACCUUUGGGCAUUGGGUGCAGUAUCUGCCUGCAAAUGACAUUUCAUGGAAAACUAGGUCCAAACAAUGCACAAGAGGAGCAUCCAACUUAAGUUAUAUUUGUACAAGUGUGGUUCUGCAAACAGUUACACAUUAUGCUUGUGCAAUUGACUUGACAACCUGUCAAACAUACUACUUGUGCAACUUGUACUACUGUUUGCACUUGCCUGAUGUUCAUUUGCUUGUGCAAAGGCAAGAUCUGGUGGAGCUCCACUAGUGGUAUGAGAGUUUGAGGAACGACACUGUUGAGUACUGCCUAUGGUUCAAAUUAGUGAGGAAGCAUAGAUUUAGGAGUUACUGACAGUUUAAUGUAAAUGAAGUCCUUUCUGUGACCCCUGCACUGUUGAACAUUCCCACCAUAGAUCAAAGUAUGAACCAAUCUCACGGUGCCAGUUUCCCACAAUAUUGCCUCUGGUUUGGCUCUUUAGAUGAAGCCAUGCAGGAAUACCUUACACCUACUGAGAGCUUUGUAUUGUGCUUUCUUCUUUCAGGUUGAUCAAUAAAAAUGCAAAAGGCACCCAGAUACCCAGUCAGUCUUCCUUCUAACAUUCCUCUAAGUCAGUCUCCCAUAGGAGAUUGCACAUGGGAUGGUAUGAAUUUCAGCAGAUCUGUAAUUGGUACCACCAGGUACAACCAUUGUGACAUUAAGGCCGCAGUCCUGAAAACACUGCCUGGGGAGUAACUCCCACUCUACACAGUGGGAGUUACUGAGUACACAUGCACAAGAUUGCACUAUAUAGGCAAUAUUGCACUUGAUCUUGGUAUAAAAAGGGAAACAGGAUGGUCAAUUGAAUAAUGCGUAUUCCUCUCUUGAACCAGAGUAGCCCAGGCUAAUCAUUGGCAUUGGAAUAAUUUAAUAUGGCAUGUCGUAGCCAGUGGCUGCAGCACUACAUAAUGGUAGGGAGGUAAAGGCUCUUCAGACAAUGAAUAAUACCGGCCUAUUUUAGUGAGAUGAACACUAAUAAUACCCUUUGCUCAGAGGGCUAUUAAUGCAUGUUGACUAAUGGGCUGCAGUGAGGUACCGUGCAAACAAACACGGGAACUUCCCACUCAUCCUCUUCACAGCUUGCAAGAAGACUUGAGUGGCUCCGUGCAAGCGUGGGGAGGAUGGAGCUCUGGUACUUUUGAACUGUUGCCAUUGAAACAGUUCAGCUAGAAGCCAGCAUUGCAGUAGGGAAGGCAUGCAAGGCAAAAGUUGCAGCUCCUGCAGUUUCAUCUUCUGUGCAGCAGUCAGAAGUACUAGAGCGUUGGGGAGGAAGUAGAAAUGGUGAGGGGCAACAAAAGCCCCCCAAAUCCACACCUCCUUCUUAAUUCUGGUGCAGGGGGUGGAAGGCACUUAAAACAGAGACUCAGUGGAUGAGAGGGGGUGCUUAAACUCUUCCUAAUCUGACAAUUAUUGCUUAUCUUGUUUCUUGUAUUUUGCCAAACCUUUUCAGUCAGAAAGGGUCUCAGGGCAACUUGUGUGUAUGCAUGUAUUAAAGCAGUACUUGGCUUAAAAGAAGUGACACAAAAGGAAGAAAGAGAGGAAUAGGGAGGGAGCAUGACCAGGGAUACUUUCCUGCAGUGAACCCCCAAAUCAUUUUAAUUACGCUGUGGCUUGCUUUUAUGACUUGUUAGGACUUUUUGCGACCACAGAGUUUUGGCUAUUCAGCAAUAUAGAUCCAAAUAAAUAAUAGUUAUUAUUGUGCCACCCCAACUUCCAACAGUCAGGCUCAGGAAUUGGAAGAAAAUUUAACUGGGGGAAAUAAUUGCGUAUGUAUGUUUCAAGCAUGUAGAGCUUGCAUGGAAAAGUCAGCUUGAAGGGAAGGGAUUAUGCCCCUGCAAGACACCCCGCCAUCUUUGCAUCUACAUGAGCAGGUUUGGGACUCCAGCAUUUGCUUUCGUCCUCCUUUGGUCACCUGGAAAAAAUCAUUAUUGGACUGCAGAUUAUAUCUUAUCUCUUAAACUGUCUGUUAGUUAUAGCUAUAACAUAUUGUGUCUCAUUUGUGGUUCUUGCUAUAUAUGAUGAACUUUGCCAUCUUUUUCCCCCUUUCUUUUCAGUAUUCAGAGGCCAAAAAGCAGUGCUGGUACUUUGAAGGGGUAUAUCCUACAUAUUAUAUAUGUCGCUCCUAUGAAGAUUGCUGUGGGUCAAGAUGCUGCGUAAGGACUCUGUCUAUCCAGCGGCUAUGGUAUUUUUGGUUUCUUCUGAUGAUGGGAGUCCUCUUUUGUUGUGGGGCCGGUUUCUUUAUCCGAAGGCGGAUGUAUCCUCCACCACUGGUUGAUGAAACGACUUAUAAUGUGUCAUACACCCGGCCGCCUAACCCCAGUGCAGCAGGAGCACCGCAGCCUGGAAUGGCUUACUACGCAGAUCCGGAAGGAGCCAUGAUGAACCCCAUGGCUAUGACUUACCAUGUUCAACCCAAGUCUCCACAAGUGAACCCAAUAUACCCGCCUCCACCUUCCUACUGCAACACACCACCUCCGCCAUAUGAGCAGGCAGUGAAAUCUUCCACAUAACCUCUUGGCUGCAACGAAUACAGACUUGGUCAGGAAGGGGCAUGAUCUGUGAGCGGCAGAAAACUUCUUAGCGCUCCAGUGUUGUUUGCUGUCCCAGUUAGCAUUAUUCAGGCAGCAAUUGCAGAUUUGCAGCGGGGUGAACUAUCUUCUGAUAUCUUCAAAGCAAGAGCGAAAGCCUUUUAUUUGUGCUUUUGAUUGGAAGCCUGUAUUUAAAUCCCUUAUGCUUUCCCUUUUAAAUUAUUCUCUUUGUGGUUCCAAGAUGUACAUUAACACAUCAUGGUGUGGCACAGUAUGGUAGCAAGCACAAAGCCAUAUCCACCAGCCUAAAUGUUCUAGAGCUGGUUGUGGCAUUUUAAAGAUAAAAGAGAGAGGAAGAAUUGGCAGAGACACGGGCAAGAGGAAACCACUGAAACAAGUAGGACGACACACUGCAUUUGUUCAUAAAGCUCAAAAAGUAGGGAGGGACUGAAACAGACUUGGAGGAACUGUGGUAGGACAAUGUGCAGCAAAUCUUUCCACAGCAGGAUGAGAUCCAUCCUUCUAUUCCACUUGCCCAGGCAAAGGUUAGGACAGGAUUCUACAUAGCCUCUCCACCAUUGGUCUAGCCUGCCAUCUUAAACCUGGUUUGAUUUGGCUUGGCAUUUUUUCACUGACGACAGACAGGGAACGGGGUUGUUGUUGCCAAGAAUAAAUGUUGUAAUAUACUGCUGUGUUUGUGUGUGGGAAGAAAACUUACUGAGGGCCAGCACAUUGAUAUGCCCAGGUCUAGAAACAAAAAGCUGGUUGGUUAGAAAAUAUCUCUCACCUAAAGAGAUUUUAAAAAAUCUUGAUGAGGGGUUUGCUAUUUGCUCCCUGUGUGUCCCUUCAGAUUUACACUAUUAAGGCAUACACCGAAAAUGUGUUACAUUGACUCUUAAAAAUGUGAGUGGGAGUGUACUCACCCGGAAGCCAAGACUGCCUGUAGCAGCCUGUGGAACUUGUGAAAUGGCCCCCAAAGUAGGCCUGAAGGUUCAGCAAAGGUCCUCCUUCGUGGCACAAUUCCUUCAAGGUGGCUCUUGCACUUCAUUUUCAUCUGGUGGGUUAUUCAAAACGAACUUAAGUGUAAUACUGGAGAUUUGUCAAGUGUUGGAGACUGGUGGAAAGUUCUCCUGUGUAUGAUGAACAAAUGUAAACAUUAAGACUGCUUGAAAAAGGCAGGCACAAAUUCCCCCGUGAAGGGCUUAUCCAUCAAAAACAGAUAGGCCCCUGUCCUCCAUUGUUCUGCUUGGGAGAAACACCUGGUAUCUGUCUUCCGUUGUGCCCUUUCGUUCUUGACAUCACAAAAAUCAGCUUGCUCAUGAGAAUGUCCCAUUGCAAGGAUUUCUAGAUUUCCCCUUUAGUGUUAUACCUUCUGGUUGAAUUGGGAGACGAGGCAAUGACAAUGUCUCUUCACUAUUUUUCUUCCCUCUGUAGCUGCUGAAGGCUUCCCCACACAAAGUAGCCGUCGUGUGCUCAUCAUUCCUCAUGGAAGGUAGUUUGCAGGUUCUUUAUAUGAAUCCUUUGGGGCCUCCCCCAUGCUUUCCAAACCCUUUUGUGGCUCUUUAGUUGAAGAAAAUUAUAGUAAUACUUGAAAGUGGCAGCAUGAAUGGAAGAAAAAGCUGGUGUAUUUUUGCAUGUCCACGAUGGUGCUGCUGUCACCUCAUGGUCAUGCGAAGGAAAGAACCCCGACUCCCGGGGGAAAAAUCCACGUGUAAAGAAACUUCAGAAGAUCUGGAUGCAGAAGCCUUGCUAAAGUGGCAGGUGAAAAUCCUCAGGUAGAAGGAGAAGCCCUGGGUGUGCUGGCUGGGCUGUGCAGUGGAGUGGCAUUCAAAAAAAUGGAGAGGAAACCCCAAUGCCACUGUGAUGUUUCCCUGCCUCCAGAAAAUGAUACAUGGUGAACCUCCUAGUUGCAAUGUGUGGAAUGUUUAGGGACAUUGGUGAAGUAAGUGUCCCUGUUUUAGAAUAUCUUCCAGUUAUUGUUGAGGAUGUUGAACACAGUAUUCAAAGCAGACUUUGCUUUUAAUGCACUUUUUAAUGCGCUCAGAGCACACAUCAGUCCUAAUCUUUUGAAGGAAGUGUUCUUCAAACCUUACCUUUCUGUGCAUAUAUCUUGGCUCUCUUCUGUGUCUACCUAAAACCUGUAAAGUGUGUGUACCGAACACAUGUAGUUACUAGUAAAUGUAACAAUUCUGGGACAUUCACCAAGAAGCCCGAAUCAGCUGAUUUGAUAGACCAAGUGUGUGAAAUUGUCCUAAAGCCUGGAAGCAUGUCCCAUUAAAUUUAGGAGGACUUGCUUCUGAGUAAAAUGGUUGAGAAAGGUGCAGUAAAUAUUAAAUUCUACAUUAUUUAUAUUUCAUGUCCCUCAGGUCUGGUUUAAAAGCCUUCCUAGUUAGUGUUCAUAUCAGACUGCAAUGAUGAGUUAGCUCCAGUUUUUGACUGAGAUUGAUCUUUUGAAUUUGCAUUUUACAACUUCUCAGCUCAAAUGUUUAAUUCAAAAAGGAUGCUUUAUUGACUAUUCCCCAAAUGUCUUUGAUGGUUCUAGUUGCAGGGGAAGUUUUCUAAAAAAAAAAGAAAAGAAAAAGAUCCCUCCUGGGUUCUUUGCACUGUAAUCUAUACAUUUCAAAGUGAAUGCUUCCUUCACAAACCCAGCAUCAACAUAUCUUUACACCUUUGUUCAGUUCUGUUCACUUUCUCAUUUGAGUAAACCUGCUGGCAGGACCAGAGGCCUCAAAAUAUCAGGUGAGGUAGUAUGAAGACUUUACAUAGCUUGGCUUGAUCUGCAGAAGUUCCAGUUGUGAAGUCAGAUGAGAGAUGUAACUGUCAAGACACAGUCAAAGAUGCUUUACUGUUGAAUGGAGCACUUGAAGGUAACAGCUGCUUCUGAAUAACUAUGGGUUAGAUCUGGAGUUAAUCUGGAUCAGCUAUGGUGGCAGAGGUGGACUUGCCCACCCCUUCCUUCCCACACAGCCUCUCCAGGCUGUUGAAAAGGCUGUACAGAGAGUCAAGACACCCUGCUGAAUGAACUGUGGUAUCCAGGGAAUGGAAUUUCCUCCAAAAUUGGGUGAAGGAACCUUCUGCAAGUGGAGUCCCUUCCCUUGAGUGGAAGGUCCCUUCCUUUCACAGAAUACUGGAUCCAACCCAAGGCAGAUAUGUGAAAGCAUAUAUAAAGAAUCUGUCAAGAGUUGACUCAACGUAGGCACAGCUCCUCUUGAAACAACGAUUUUACUGAUUUCUCAAUGUCCUUUGGAAAGAUAACAAAAGGAAGCCUUCUUCAACACAGAAAUGAUUAUUACUGGAAUUUUGACCUACUUGGUUUUGUGAAACUUCAAUUAAAAGCUUCCUCAGAGUUGCUGAAACACUGUUGUGACAACAGCGACAAAUCAUAAGCUGUUAGAUGUAAUCAGAAUAAUUUGACUUGGUGAGACUUUAGGUAUGAUCCUGCCAAAAAAAAUGCAUUUAGUAAGUACCAUAAAAUUCAAGUGGAGAGCUAAGCCCAUGCUAAUUUUUCUCCUCUUGGCUAGAACAUGUCCUUUGGUAAAAUACACUGUAGCAUCCAGAUGUUAAAGUGAAGUCAAGUUACUUAGGAAACAUGAAAGUGGUAAGUUUAAGUCAUGUAACAUGGUGAUGACUCUGGAGAUCCGUCCUUGUGUAACUUCUGCAUCAUAUGAUGUUCCUUCUUGGCUGCUCCCAAGAAGAAAUGCAAGGGAGAAUGACAAGUUUCAAAUAAGAAGUAGCACAUUUUUAAAUUUUGUAAUACCAUGGGAAGCAUGAUUCAAAGAGUAUUUUAGGAGAGAAUAAUGCAAUUUGAUUUGGGGUACCCAAGAUUAGAAAAAAGCUGCAGACCCUGAAAUGAAUGUAGUGUGCACAUUAAAUCAUUUUCUACCCAAUCUUACUAAUUGUGCUGUAUUGCUGUUACUAUGAUAUUCAUAGAUCAGUUCUGUUUAGGAUGCAAAGACACCACCAGCCAGCAAACAUUCCAUAAUUUUGUAGGCGUUUGUAGUAACUGAUGACUCUCAUGCUGUUCCAUUGUACAUAGUGACCCCCAAGUCUGGUCCAUGGUGUAUUCCUGCAGGAGAGAGUCUGGAUCUAUACAUGUUCCAUUGCUGCAGGUAUCAUUAAUUUUCAUAAAGGCAUCCUAGUGGGCCAUUACAAUUUAACCUAAGAGCACAGUUUCAGUCUUCAAGUCAUAAUGAAAUGUUGCAAGCAGUUUAGAAAUGUUGGAUAGCAUCUAUUAAUUGUCCUUGGUUUUAUUUAUUAAAAGCUGGUCUACACAAA